UUCUUCCUCUCAGGAGGAUGAGCUCAGAGUCGGGUCCCCCCUCCUCCUCCUCCCCCGUGACACCGAGGAGACAGAAGGGAGGACAGAAAUCAGAAUAAUCAUUAAAUCCUCAGAAUAAUCAUCAUGGAUGUGCUUACACAGAGCGGAAGUGUAUCCUGGAGAACAAAGCUGUGUUGUGUACUUUGUUAGGGGUGUGUGUGUGUUGGAUGUUUAAUGAGUGUGUAACGGGCCGGGUCGGGUCGGGUCGGUUCGGUUCGGUUGGGGAUGGAGCAGGAGGCCGGUCCCGGGGUGGAGAGUCUCCGGGCUGAGCUCGAGCGCGUGUCCCGGGAGCUGAGCGAGACGAGCCGGGAUCAGAUCCGGGCUGCGGAGUACGGGCUGGCGGUGCUGGAGGAGAAACAGCAGCUGCAGCAGCGCCAUGAGGAGCUGGAGAGUGAAUAUGAAGCUCUGAGACACGAACUGGAUCAACUCAAAGAGGCGUACGGUCAGGCCCACUCUGCCCAGAGGAAGGUCGCGGAGGACGGCGAGAGUCGUGAGGAGUCCCUCAUCAUGGAGUCGGCAUCUAAGGAGGCGUAUUACGAGCAGAGGGUUCAGGAGCUGCAGGCCGAGCUGAGGCAGGCCAAAACCGCGCUCACCAGCACGCAGAGCGAGAACGGGCGCCUGAGUGGCCUUGCACUGGAGAUGAGAGAGAAUGCUGAGCUGCUGGAGCUGCAGCGCGCUCGUCUGCGUGACGACAUCAGAGAGUAUAAAGUCAGAGAGUCUCGACUGCUGCAGGACUACAGCGAGCUGGAGGAGGAGAACAUCAGCCUGCAGAAACAAGUGUCCACACUCAAACAGGGCCAGGUGGAGUUCGAGGGUCUAAAGCACGAGAUCAGGAGGCUGGAGGAGGAGGCGCAGUACCUGAACAGCCAGCUGGAGGAAGCCGUGCGGCUGCGUGAGAUCGGCGAGCGUCAGCUGAGCGAGGCUCUGGAGACAGUGAAGAGUGAACGGGAGCAGAAAGCGGCACUGCGCAAAGAGCUAACGCAUCACAUGACCCUGGGGGACUCCCUCCUCGGCGGCUCGCUCGACGGACUCGGGCUGAGUGAACCGAACGAGCCCAACAAUGACGAGGCCAUGCGCGCCUUUGAGAACGGGCUUGCAAAGAUGGCUGACGACAAUGAUGACGAUAACGUGUCGUCCAUGCCGAAGAAGAGCCUGGUGGAAGAUCUGCUGAGCGAACUGAACAUCUGCGAGAUCCAGAAGCUCAAACAGCAGCUGCACCAGGUGGAGCGAGAGAAGGUGGCGCUUGUGUCCUCCCUCCAGGAGUCUCAGAAGCAAUUAGCACAGACACGUGGAGCACUCGCGCGCCUGAGCGACGAUUUUGGAGCCACGAGACGCGUCCAGGUCACAAAGGACAAAGAGAAAGAGAAGGAAAGUGGUGAGGAUGGAGACGUGGACUAUUACGAGCUGGACAUUCACGGCCCGGAGAUCCUGCGCUGCAAAUACGAGGCGUCGGUGGCUGAGGCAGGAGAGCUGAGGGAGGAGCUUAAGUUGUUAAAGGCGGAGCUUGAGGAGGUUAGAGCGAUGCAUGAGGAGGUGCGGGCACGGUUGGAGAGCCAGGUGCGUGAUCUCUCAUCUCAGGUGUCUUCGCUGGAGAGUGACAGCCGAGCGGAGCGGGCACAGCUGGCACGGCUGCAGAGGGAGUUGGAUGAGACGAACACAGCUGCGGGCGAGACCCGGAGGACGCUCGGGGUGGCACAGGAUGAGCUGGCGUCGUUCAGCGAGGAGCUGGCGAACCUCUACCAUCACGUUUGUGUGUGCAACAACGAAACGCCCAGCCGAGUCACACUCGACUUCUACAGAGAGGGGAAAGACAGCAAAGAGGACAAAGAUAGGAAAGACGGAAAAGAAGAGAAAACAGAUGGCACCGGCUCGACCAAAGAAACCCCCGCAAGCCCUGGUUCGGCCUCGGUGAGAGACUCGAGGAAAGAGCCGAUGGGCGUGUGUGUCCUGGCGGCGAUGAUUCGGGAGCAGAUGCGGCACCUGCAGCAGGCCGUGGAGCGAGGCACACAGCUGGCGAGGCAGAGGCUGGCACCACUGGAGCUCGCGGCCGUGCCUGAUAAAGAGCAGGCAGCCUGCAUGGAGGAGAUCUUCAAACUCAGGUCACUGCUGAGCACCAAACGGGAACAAAUUGCCACGCUCAGGGCCGUGCUCAAGGCCAACAAACAGACGGCUGAGGUCGCCCUCGCCAACCUGAAGAGCAAGUACGAGAAUGAGAAGACCAUCGUGACGGAGACCAUGCUGAAGCUCAGGAAUGAGCUGAAGGCUCUGAAAGAGGACGCAGCCACGUUCUCCUCCCUCAGAGCUAUGUUCGCUACCAGAUGUGAUGAGUACGUGACUCAGCUGGACGACAUGCAGAGGCAGCUGGUGGCCGCUGAGGAUGAGAAGAAGACGCUGAACUCGUUGUUGCGCAUGGCCAUCCAGCAGAAACUCGCACUCACGCAGCGCCUCGAGGACCUCGAGUUCCACAAUGAGCAGGAACGCAGGGGAAGUGCUGCAGCCGCCUCGGCCCGCGCCAAAGGGCCCUUCUCCAAGAGCAAGAACCUGCACUAACUGUAGUUGCCAAGGAGAAUUAACCUCAAAGUGGCUUAAUCCCUGACUGCAGACGUCUCGCCUUGCGCACGCACGCACACACACACACACACGCGCGCGCGCCCCUCGACGCUUGACUGCAGGCUUCACAAUAAUCUGAUCAUCCACACGUCUGGUUUAUGUCUCUGAUAUUUUUAAAAAUGUUUCUGUUUAAUUUAAUUACACACUUUUGACACGUAACACAUUUCAGUGUUUUUUGGGGUUUUUUUUUUGUAUUUGAUGUCAUGUGACACCUUAUUUAACAGCUGAAAGUCAAACAAAAACAUGUCUGUACAAAAUGCCACAUAUUUCAGGUCAGCAAAAGUCAGCUUAUAAUUCAGGAACAUCGUUUUAUGGUUGUUUUGCCUUUGAGUCUUAAUUUAUUUUGAAUAAGUUGAAUAUGCAGAAUGUCCUGCAGUGGGAGGGUUAAAUCCAUGGGAUACGUUGGAAAGACUGACGGUUUUCCAUGGGAGAUGAGAUUUUGUUUGUUUGUUUUUAACCUUUUUUUUUCAGUAGGAUGUGAUGUCACACCACAGGACUUGUUAAUGGAAGGAUUUUAAAAAUGGUGACUUUGUUUAUUUUUUCUUAAUUUAAAACUAAUAGCUGACGAUGCUAGUUCCAAAAAUCAUUUGAAUAUCAACAAAUUAUUUUUAAAAAUAUACUUUUGUUUUUGUCAGCUACCUCUUCAUCACUUCUUUAAUUGGAUGUAUUUAACGUCAAUGAUAAUAUAAGACUCUUUUUGUUUUCUUUUUAAAUAUGACUGUUUUGCUGGAGAUGUUCAGAAGCAAUCCAGGGAAAAGAAUGGAGACAUUGUGUGGAUGUCUUUUUGUUUUGUUUUAAGGAAACGAUGAAUCGUGCAUCGUGUACCAGCAUUGUAGAAAACAAAACCUUACACAGGAGGGUCACAAAAAGCAUCGGCUUUAACACAUGCAAAACCAAACCAGACUGACUCACAUCUCCACUCCUCGCUGUGGCAGUUGCUUGUUUUCAUGCUGUUUUGGAGAUCCCCAUGUCGACUUCCCCUCGUCUCAUCUCCCACUGAUCAAAUCCCUGGGACUAAGAAAAUCAAGUUAUAAAUCAGAUUUUAUUUGAAGCUAAUCAUAGCUGUUUACAUGGAAGCAUUUAAAGUAGUUACUGACUGUAGACAUCAAUCAAAAAGAAAGGUUCACAUCUCUGACUUGGCCCUCGGUGGUCAGUACACGACACGACACACUCCUGCUGAUGUUUGGGAGGUGAUGCACACUUGAAACUCAUGAAGGGAAGUCGACGAGGAUGUGUCUGAAGCCGUAUUAAAACAUGGCGCUUGGUCAAAGAUACAGGAGAUGGAAAAGUGUUUUCACAUGUGCCUUUUUUAUCAGCAACAGCAGAGCAACAUUUUAUCUCUGUUUUAUUUCUAACUUACUAUUAAAGCCUUUCAGUGUUCAA
Molecule: messenger RNA, 4032 nt
Organism: Neoarius graeffei (lesser salmon catfish)
Lineage: Eukaryota; Metazoa; Chordata; Actinopteri; Siluriformes; Ariidae
Gene: bicd2b
Product: bicaudal D homolog 2 (Drosophila)
Exons: 9
Coding region: 265-2589 (774 amino acids)
Biological process (GO): regulation of microtubule cytoskeleton organization; microtubule anchoring at microtubule organizing center; protein localization to organelle
Cellular component (GO): cytosol; Golgi apparatus
Molecular function (GO): dynactin binding; dynein complex binding; cytoskeletal adaptor activity
Source: RefSeq, a predicted model, not a curated record